GUGGAUGACAGUAUCACCGUCGAAGCUAACAUUGUUUUUACAAACCUUGGGUAGAACCGUAGAAUUCAUCCCCAAAAAAUUAAAAAGAGGUUAGAGGAAUGAAACGACUUUCACCAGGAUUCAACCGUUACUUUUCCCACCAAAAGAGCCCCACUCUUAAUUCCAACACAUUCCAUAACCAUCCCUCCUUCACUUCGAAUCAACGGGCACAGCUCAAACCCAUCUCUCACGCUUCAAUCCUCCAACAAGUGAAAUACCCAAAUCCCAUUAAACAAGUUCACGCAAACAUAGUCACCUCUGGUCUUUCUCAAAACGUCUUCCUUUCCAACAGAUUAACGAACUCAUACUCUCUAUGUGGACUCAUGGAAGAUGCUGAACAUGUUUUCCAUCGAAUAUCUGAUAAAAAUACUGUUUCUUGGACAAUCUUGAUAUCUGGGUAUGCAAAAAAUCACUUUUUUGUCGAGGCCAUUGAAGUUUUGCGCAAAAUGAUAACAGUUAGCUUACUUCCAAAUGAAAUUACGAUUUCAAGCAUUCUGCCUGCUUUUGGGAACAUGGGUUUGACCCAGAUGGGAAGAUCGGUCCACUGUUUUUGGAUACGAAAUGGGUUUGCAACGAAUGUGUUUGUGGAGACGGCGCUGGUUGGAAUGUACUCAAAAUUGGGCUUCGCUGGUGCUGCUCAACAGGUGUUUGAUGGCAUGUCUGAGAGAAAUGUUGUUGCAUGGAACGCGAUGAUUUCGUGUUAUUCUCGUUGUGGGUUUGGUGAAGAAGGGUUCAGGCUUUUCAAUUCGAUGCGUAGAGAAGGGUUUCAUGUAGAUUGUUUUACAAUCAUGAGCUUGAUAUCGGCCAGUUCAGGUGUAGAGGAUUUGCGGGUAGGAGAGGGAGUCCACGGUUUAACGGUUAGAAAUGGAGUUGAAAGUGAUCAACUUGUUAAAACAGCUUUGAUGGAGGUGUAUGUAAAUGGAAAACGUAUUGAGGAUGCUUAUUUUCUCUUUAACGACAUGCCUGUGAAGGAUGUGGUUGCAUGGACCUUAAUGUUAACCGCAUUUUCAAGUGGUCAAUAUUGGAACAAGGCCAUAGAGCAUUUCAACGAGAUGAGGAGAGUAGAGGAUUUAGAAUUGGAUUCUGUUGCUUUGACAGGAAUCAUGUCGAGCUGCAGUGAUUCAGGAGCUCUGCAUCAAGGUCGGCGGGUCCAUGCAUUGGUAGUAAAAACAGGUUUUGCACAUGAUGUGUUCUUGGGGUCUGCUAUAAUAGACAUGUAUGCAAACUGUGCAAACUUAGAAGAUGCGAGAAAAUAUUUUGAGGGCAUGGAGGAAAAGGAUGUGGCAUGCUGGAAUGCUAUGAUUGUUAGUAAUGGGAUGAAUGGCUAUGGUAAUGAUGCAAUUGAUCUCUUUCUGCGAAUGAAAGGUUCAGGCAUUAAUCCGGAUGAGUCGACAUUGGUUUGUGUCUUGUGCGCUUGUAGUCAUGCUGGGAUGGUUGAUCAAGGACUUCAUAUUUUCCGCCAUAUGGUUAGAACUUGGAAUAUAGUUCCUAACUUACAGCAUUAUGCUUGUGUUGUUGACCUUCUUGGCCGUGCUGGGCGAUUAGGUGACGCUUAUUCAUUGGUUAAUAGCAUGCCUUUCCACCCGGAUUUCGACGUUUAUUGUGCCUUGCUAAGUGCCUGCAAAAUCCAUGGUAACAUUGAACUGGGUAUCAAAAUUUCGGAGAAACUAUUUCAGUUGGAGCCAAAUGAUGCUGGUUACUAUAUAUUGCUCUCAAACAUGUAUGCUUUGGCUGGAAAUUGGGAGUGUGUGAGAAUGGCUCGAGUAUCAUUGAGAUCAAAAGGAUUGAAAAAGGACCCAGGGUUUAGUUCGAUUGAGAUAGAUGGCGAACUGUACACAUUCAUGGCUGGAGAGAAGGACCAUCCUCAAUAUUUUGAAGUUGAGGGGAUAUUAAAGUGCAUGAUAGUAAGAAUACAAGAAGCAGGUUAUGUGCCUGAUACAAAAUCAGUACUUCAGGAACUGUCAGAUGAUGUCAAAUCGGAUAUGCUAUAUCACCACAGUGAGAAGUUGGCUAUUGCUUUUGGUUUAGGAAGAACCAAGCCAGAAACAACAAUUCGGGUCACAAAGAAUCUCCGGACGUGCAACGAUUGCCACUUUGCAUGCAAGUUUAUUUCCAAAGUUUUUAAAAGAGUUAUUGUUGUUAAAGAUGCCAACCGCUUCCAUGUCUUUCGAGAAGGGGUUUGUUCAUGCAGAGACUACUGGUAACAUUAGAAAAUCAACAGAAAUAUCAAUUCAGAAGCAUUUGCAAGAAGACUUUUACUAAAAUGGUGAGGAUUGAGGAAGGUGGUGCUUACGGCGCAGCUUAGUACAUUUUAUGCUGUGGUUAAUGCAUAACUUCGGUAGUGCUCAGAACAAGACCAGUUUGUUAUUUGGACACUGCGUGCCGCUAGGAAUUAUAAUCCGGUGCUCAAAGAUGACAAGGCCUGAGGAUUUUGAUUGAUGAAGGUUAUCUGGAUUGACGUUGUUCUUUCUCAGUCUACCUUUUUUACUUCUUCCUGUGGAGUAUUCAGCUUCCAUUUUCCUAGCUUCUCGAUGUUUGCAGGCACUAAUGACCAAUAUAGCCUUUUAACUACUAUUGGUUGCCAAAAUUUGAAGGCUGUAUCCUUGGAACCCUCUCAUUAUGUGGAGCCUACUCUUGUGAAUGGAAAGCCAUGACUGGAAUCAUUAAAGGGUUUGUUACAGCUAUCUCCUGUGAAUAAAUUCCCGAUACUCUUCUCUUAAGUUAGAUGCUCUGAGUAAAUGUGGCAAAUUGUUAUAAUUAGUUGGCAUUGGAAAAUGAAAAUAGUUACUAAAUCCAAACUGAGUGUAAGGGUCCACGCUGUUAAUAUGACCUUACGAAAGAGAUUACUUAUAAUGAGGGGUUUUGGGUCCCCAGGGUCGCUUGGGAGCACCUUG
Molecule: messenger RNA, 2933 nt
Organism: Rhododendron vialii
Lineage: Eukaryota; Viridiplantae; Streptophyta; Magnoliopsida; Ericales; Ericaceae
Product: pentatricopeptide repeat-containing protein At3g12770-like
Exons: 3
Coding region: 99-2243 (714 amino acids)
Biological process (GO): RNA modification
Molecular function (GO): zinc ion binding; protein binding; RNA binding
Source: RefSeq, a predicted model, not a curated record